Molecule: messenger RNA, 840 nt
Organism: Dictyostelium discoideum AX4
Lineage: Eukaryota; Evosea; Eumycetozoa; Dictyosteliales; Dictyosteliaceae
Gene: ppa1
Product: inorganic pyrophosphatase
Exons: 2
Coding region: 1-840 (279 amino acids)
Biological process (GO): phosphate-containing compound metabolic process
Cellular component (GO): cytoplasm
Molecular function (GO): magnesium ion binding; inorganic diphosphate phosphatase activity
Source: RefSeq, a predicted model, not a curated record
AUGAAAAAUUUUUUUUCAUUUUCAAAAUUAACACCACAUCUUAAAAACAUAUACCACAGAAACAUGACAUACACAACUAAACAAGUAGGAGAAACUGGUUCACUUGAAUACCGUCUUUUCUUUUUAAAAGAUAAUAAACCAGUAUCAUCAUUCCAUGAUGUUCCAUUAUGGGUUAAUAAAGAGAAACAAAUUGUUAAUAUGUUAGUUGAAAUUCCAAGAGGUACCAAUGCCAAAUUAGAGAUUGCCACCAAAGAAUAUAUGAAUCCAAUUAAACAAGAUGUUAAAGAUGGUAAAUUAAGAUUUGUUCACGACAAAUACCCAUUCAACUAUGGUGCAUUACCACAAACUUGGGAAAGUCCAGAACACACUCACCCAUCAACCGGUGCUAAAGGUGAUAAUGAUCCAUUAGACGCUUGUGAAAUUGGUUCUGGUCAAGGUGUAACUGGUGAAUUCAAACAAGUUAAAGUUCUUGGUGUUUUCGCUAUGAUUGAUGCCGGUGAAACCGAUUGGAAGAUCCUUUGCAUUGACGUUAACGAUCCAAUUGCUUCACAAAUCAACUCUCAAGAAGAUAUUGAAAAACAUUUACCAGGUAAAAUUAAUGAAGUCUACACCUUUUUAAGAGAUUACAAAAUCCCAGAUGGUAAAGGUCCAAAUCAAUUCGCUUUUGAUGGUAAAUUACAAUCAAUUGAUUUCUCCAUGAAAAUCAUUGAGGAAACUGAAGCUGAAUGGAAAGAUUUAGUUGGUGGUAAAACAAAAUCAUCACUCUCUGUUGUAAACACAACUUUAAAUGAUUCAAAUACUGUUACCGCUGAUGUUGCUGCUCAAAAACUUAACUUUUGA